GGGCGGGGCGUGGCGGCGCAGGACCCGGAUGUGGCUGCUGCGACCCCUCCUCCCCCGCGUUCCCCUCCGAGCCCCGGGCCGCGCGCCGUCGUUUGCUCUCUGGUCCCCGCGCAGGCCCUCGGGCGGCGGUGAGGCGGCGCAGAGGCGGAGGAGCGGGCGGCGAGGCGACCGCGCGGAGGCGAGCGGGCCAGGCCCGGCCGGGCGGCCGCCGCCAUGAGCGGCUCCUCGGGCACCCCGUACUUGGGCAGCAAGAUCAGCCUCAUCUCCAAGGCGCAGAUCCGCUACGAGGGCAUUCUCUACACCAUCGACACGGACAACUCCACGGUGGCGCUCGCCAAAGUGAGGUCCUUUGGUACAGAAGACCGUCCCACAGAUAGGCCUGCCCCCCCUAGAGAGGAAGUUUAUGAGUACAUCAUCUUCCGGGGAAGUGACAUCAAAGACAUUACUGUGUGUGAACCUCCGAAAGCUCAGCACGCGCUCCCUCAGGACCCUGCUAUUGUUCAAUCUUCCCUGGGCUCGGGCUCGGCCUCCUCCUUCCAGCCACACGUGCCUUACAGCCCCUUCCGAGGGAUGCCGCCCUACAGCCAGCUGGCCGCCAGCUCCCUGCUCAGCCAGCAGUAUGCCGCUUCCUUGGGUUUAGAAAAGUUGGUAAGCCCUCCAGCCUCAGCCGCGGCUUCCAGCCCUAGUUCUUCUCCAUCUCCACAGCCCGUUUCAGAGCUUGACAUGUCCUCAGAGUCACAUCAGCUCACUUCCAAGGGAGCUGGCUUUCCGGCUGUCUCAGUCAGCAAGAGCCCCAUGGUGGAGCAGGCUGUCCAGACUGGUUCUCUUGAUACCCUGAACACCAGAAAGCUGUUACCCGGCAAGGGCACCGCGGGGACGCAGCUCAACGGGCGCCCAGCCCCGCCAAGCAGCAAGGCCGCCAGCGAUGUAGCUCAGCCGGCAGCUGGGCAGACUCAAGGGCAGGUGAAUGACGAGAACAGAAGACCUCAGAGGAGGCGAUCAGGGAACAGACGAACAAGGAAUCGCUCCAGAGGGCAAAGCCGUCCAACUAACGUCAAGGAAAACACAAUCAAGUUUGAAGGGGACUUUGAUUUUGAGAGUGCAAAUGCCCAGUUCAACCGAGAGGAGCUGGACAAGGAAUUUAAGAAGAAACUGAAUUUUAAAGACGACAAGGCUGAGAAGGGGGAGGAGAAGGACCUGGCGGUGGUGACGCAGAGUGACGAGGCCCCUGCUGAGGAGGCCCAUCUGGGGCCCAACUGCUACUAUGACAAAUCCAAGUCCUUCUUCGACAACAUUUCCUCUGAGCUCAAGGCCAGUUCCAGGCGGACGACGUGGGCUGAAGAGAGGAAGCUCAACACGGAGACCUUCGGGGUGUCGGGAAGGUUUCUUCGUGGCCGUAGUUUCCGUGGUGGAUUUCGAGGGGGCAGGGGCAACGGUGCAACCCGUCGUAACCCGACCUCCCACAGAGCUGGGACUGGCAGGGUGUAAGGAGGCAGCUGAAGGCCCUUGCUGAAGCGGCACAGACGCCAGACUGCGUCUACGAGGAUGUUGGAAAACGCUGCACUUACUGCGGGAGACGUGGGUCACUUUGUUUACUGAGUUUGGAAAAUUCCCAUGCUACUGCUUAUGUUUUGGACUGAACUGAACUUGGACACGGUCUGAGUUAGAACCACUUUUUUCGGGGGACGUGUAUAUGGGAAACCUCUUUGAGGUAUCUUGGCCUAUUUUUCCUUUUUAGUUGUGCACAGCCCGAUUCUAAGGUUUUGGUAUUUUGCAGAAAGGUUUCUAGAGUGAAAGCGUGAUCGUCACUUUGUGACCUUUUUUGGACAGCUUUGAUUUUUAACGUGGAACCAAAUCCCAUUUGGCAAAUGCAGCAGCCAAGCGCAUCUCUGUAAUCCAGCUGGCCGCUGGUGCUGCUGGUCUGGCACCCACUGCCACAGGUGGGGCCUCGGAGCCAGGCACGGCCAGCAUGGGGUGCCUAGGGCAUGGAAAGUGGGGUGUCCCACGGAUCAUGUUGUAGAAGCAAACCAGACGACCCUGACAUCCCAAACGGCGACGGCGGGGUCAGGGGUGCUGGAGGCGUAGGAUGCUGGAGGCUAGGACGGGGCCCUGAACGGGAGGGAGCUGGGAGCUGUCACUUGGAGUGUGGCUUCCAUAGGGAUCGGGGCUGGGGGUGAACUUCACGCCCAGGACAAGCUCCUCUACGGCGUCCCUCUCCCUGCCAGUCCCUGACCCAGGCCAGUCAGCGUUGGACUCUGGCCGAACACUGUUCGGUGUCUCAUCCACUUGGAAAUGAGCCAGUCUUUUUUGGUUUUUUUUUGCAAGGUCGGUUGACCGAGAGCAUAUUUCCUCUCAGUUGUAAAUAGUUCUGUGUUUUUGUUUUACUGGUGGGUGGAGGGAGGGUGGGGAAUAUAAAUUUGUUGCAUGAACAAAGGGAUCAGACCUCAGUAGAAGCAUGCGUCCCUCUGACAGGGCAUCGUGGUGAGCGUAAGCACCUUGGUAACUAAAUCCCUUUAGGCGUAACGGUUUUAGUUCUCUAUUGAUUAAGUUACUGUAAAAGCUUAGGUUUAUUUUUGUAGGAAUUAAUGGCUAAGAAUUAGAACCUAGCAAUGCGGCUGCUCUGUUGGAGCAAUGUAAACUUGUAAUUACAAACAUGCAAACCUUUAAAAUCCUCUUCUCUGCUCUGAAAAUAAAUAAUCCUGUUGACUCUGUUGCCCGAGUUACAUCAUGGCUCACACGUCUGUCCCAAGGUAGGUGGUGUGUGCUGUUCAGAUUUGGGGGACAUCUGGCACUCUGGAGUGAGACCUGGCCAGUCUGGGUACAGGGCAAUGAGCCAGGCCCUAGGUUACUGAGAGCCACCCUCCCGGGGUGAGUGGUGCUGCUUUCCGGAUACUCUGGACACUAGUUUAGAGAACCUGCUUUGGAAGUGGCCCCUUCACUGCCAUGAUACGGCUUCCAAGCUCCCCAGAACUUUCAUGUUGUUGAUGCCUUAGAACGUGUUACAGGGCUGGACCCUGGGACUACAGAGAAAAGCCAAGACUUGGCUGGUUUCAGACCGAAAGCAUGUAAUUUCACUGCAGUGGGUUUCCAGGCGGUUUUUUAAAUAUAAAUUCAUUCAUUCAUCUUUGGCUGCGUUGGGUCUUCGUUGCUGUGCGCGGGCUUCCUCUAGUUGCGCUGAGCGGGGGCCCCUCCUCGUUGCGGUGCGCGGGCCUCUCGUUGCGGUGGCCUCUCCUGCUGCGGAGCAUGGGCUCCAGUAGUUGUGGCACAUGGGCUCAGCAGUUGUGGCACACGGGCCCAGUUGCUCUGCGGCAUGUGGGAUCCUCCCGGACCAGGGCUCGAACCCAUGUCCCCUGCAUUGGCAGGUGGAUUCUUAACCACUGCGCCACCAGGGAAGUCCUCCAGGUGAUUUUUAAGAAGCAGUCGCAGGACUAAGGCCCACUUGGCCAUCUGUGAGUGAUUCAGGCUGAGAGGAGGACCAGACAGCAGGCCGAGUUGGCCUGUGACAUCUGGAUGCAGCCUUGUGUCCUGGCCAGCUUCUUUUUCCAGGCUGUCUACCACUCUCCAACAGAUCCUGAGCACUGCUGGUAGUUUCAGAAUUUAACAAACUCUUAGCAACCUUCCAUUAUUUUGCUAACAUCUUUGACCAAUUAAAAAUAAAAACCUUCCAUAGCUGACCUGCUACAUGCAACUGGCCUUAGCACUAACUCUAAACUAGGCAGGUGACUCAGUACUCAGGCUAAACAGGUAUCUCUCUGCUAGAGAUUCUAAAUAGUUAAGUCACAGUUUACCACCCAUGACUAACCUUGCUAUUAAAACUUUAAACUGACGGUCAUUGUGACGAUUAGACACUUUAGGCCAAGUUUAAAAUGUACCUGGGCCUCUUUACCCGUUUAUUUUGGCCGCGCCGCACGCCCCGUGGCUUAUGGGAUCUUAGCUUCCCUACCAGGGAUUGAACCUGGGCCCUCAGCAGUGAAAGCACCAAGUCCUAACCACUGGACCGCCAGGGAUACGCUUUAGUCCGCUUCAGAAGCCUAAUGUAUGUAUGCCAUUGAACGAGAGAACCCAGUACAAGAGAAGCUGUAGACUAGACAGAGAGCAGAGCCCUGGCGUUGGAGCCCUACCAAGCACUGUGAUCGGAAGAGACAGACAACCAGCCCAAGGACUCUUCUAAAAAGCCUUUUGUGAGUUCUCCUGGGGCACAGGAAGCCAACAAGCAAUGCCAUCACCAGGGCUGGUGGCAGGGCCUCACGAGAAGCAGCGGAGUUGUGCAGAAGGGUGAUUGAUUAGGGUUUUUCUGUAAAGGCAAAGCUUAGGACCAUGACUCACCCUGCUGUGGACUGGAAGCUAAACGAAGGGUAAUCUUUCUGGCUAAAAAGUGAGGGAGGGUAGGAAAUAGCCAGCACCACAAGUCUUAAGGUAGAAAACAGGAGGAGUGUUGACUUGAUCUACUAGAACCAGAAAUUCAAGACAAGUUCCACAGCUACUGCUCUGCAAAAUGAGCCCAAGAUGUAAACUGAGCACUGUCUGUCCUCGCGUCCUGACAUCAUACAUUCGUUAAGGAAGGACUCGAACAAAGGCGUAAGAAGAAACAGCCACUCUGUUUACAACUGCUGAAUGGGAGAAACCCUGAGUUUCUGCAACCACAGCACCUGUCUACAGCAGUGCGGACCCCGUGAAGCCUUCCCACAAACCCCAAGGGAGGAGCCCCACUCGGCCGUUGCCUUGUCUUAGAGCCUGGCGAGG
Physeter macrocephalus (sperm whale) is the source of this 4743-nucleotide messenger RNA. RefSeq names its product LSM family member 14B (gene LSM14B). The coding region runs from base 214 to 1488 and encodes 424 amino acids. Gene Ontology annotation, molecular function: mRNA binding. Lineage: Eukaryota; Metazoa; Chordata; Mammalia; Artiodactyla; Physeteridae. The transcript is spliced from 10 exons. The record is from RefSeq and is a predicted model, not a curated record.